Molecule: messenger RNA, 3171 nt
Organism: Scedosporium apiospermum
Lineage: Eukaryota; Fungi; Ascomycota; Sordariomycetes; Microascales; Microascaceae
Exons: 7
Coding region: 1-3171 (1056 amino acids)
Biological process (GO): microtubule-based movement
Molecular function (GO): microtubule motor activity; microtubule binding; ATP binding
Source: RefSeq, a predicted model, not a curated record
AUGGACCCCGAGACUCAAGACUUUCGAACCUCGAGAUUGGGAAGUCGACUCCCGGCGCCGAGGGCCAUCCCUAGGCCGGCCGGCUCUGCUGUCGCUGGGUUGAGCGAACUCAGCGACUCCCAGCAUAACGCGAGAUCACAGAUUGCGAUGCCGCCGCCCUUAAACAAGCCACUUAAACGGGAUCUCCCUCAGCCUGGGGAUGUCGUUGGUGGGAGUUUCUUCAGGAGUGAGUCAGAUCGUUCUUUCUGUUUCUUGGUUUCUUCUUCGCUUCUUCGAUUGUUCGAGACUCUGGGGGUAAGGGAUUCAACCGGCAUUGUUCAAUUCAACAUCAAAUGCCUGUUGGCACAACCAUCGGGCUCCAUCAUCAUCAUUCCUAUCAGCAACAGCUUAGCAAGAUUCGAUUUUAUGAUCUAUCCAAAGCCGAUCAUGAAAGAUGUUGCCCAUUGUCUGGGGCAGCGCUGGCCAAGUCCGAAGCAAGCCGACAGUCUCAUCGAUCGAUACCCUACUAUUCUUUCGACGGCUGAAUCAAGCGACUUCUUCGAUCGCGUCCGGCCGUCUGAGUUCCCUCCUCAAUUACGCACAAGUACCACCGACAGCCUCGCCCUCCUCCCGAGCGCGAGCGUCCGUCGAAGCGUCGAGAACCCUUUCCAGAGCUGGAGACUAUUGAAGGACCUGUUUCUCAAGCAGCCCAGUCGAUAUGGCUCGACUCGCCAAGCUCCCCCUCAUAACCGCCAGAACUCUAUGACGAACUUCGCCGCGAGCGUCGGUCCCGAUAGUCGAGCCCCCUACGCGCGCCCAAAGACGUCUCACUCGAACCACCACCGCUCCGUCAGCUCCAAAUCGAAAGGCUACGAUGCUAGGCCGCAGACCUCUUACGGUCAUCGCGCAGAGGAGGACAGCGGGCCAUCUGAGAAUUCGUUCAGUGGCUUAACGCUCGAUCCUCCUAAGAAGGAUCCCGCCACACUUCACGAAAGGGUGGAUGAUCAAGUGAAUCCCAACCCACCGAGAGGGACCAGGUCUCCCACACCUCUCGCUCCUCCGCUUCUCCACAUGCCAAACGUCACCAUCAAGCGUGCUGGGAAGUCUCCUCCCAAAACGCCGAAAGCGCCUCGUCGCGAGACCUCUAGCAGAGUUGGUCUUUGCGAAACCUUCUGCACACCAUCCAAGGGAGGACCUGCCUCCCUGUUGGAUGCAUCCGAGGCCUUCCAUGACAUGCUCAAGUCCGAGGUGAAGCGGACGCUGUCGCCCAUGAAAUCGCCAUCCCCGUUUUUGACAAAGUAUUCUAACUUGAAAAACUUUUCAGCCUGGGAUGUGGACGGGCGUCUGGGUAAUAUCGAACAGCAGUUCGACCAGUUGAAGUCGAUCAUAGGAGAUGCCGCGUCGGAUCGGGAAGCGUUGGGUAACGCUGUUGAAAUGUACAAGUCUAGAGUAUCGGAACUACAGAACGAACGAGACGAUCUAUUACGCAGGGUGGGCGAGGUCACUUCCGACACGAAUCGCUACCGAGAUGAAGUAAUAGACUUGAGGCGGAAGAUAGAUGAAGCGGAAUGGAGACACAAGAACGAGGUCGAGGCGCUGCAGCGAGCAAACGAACAUGCGCGAGACGACUUCCAGCGAUCUAUCGAUACCGAGGUAGACCGACUAAAAAAGGCUCACCAAGAGGAGUUAGAGGCGUUGAAGAGACACUACAACGCCGAGCUCGAGGAUGAGAGACGCGAAAAGUCGAAGCAGAUGGAUGAGAUACGGCGGCAGAUGGGUAACCAGCAGCAGGACAUGCACGGGGACCUCCAAAGGAAGAAUGGUGAGAUUUCCGAUCUGCGGAGCCAAGUAGAAAGCCUCAAGGGAGACUUGGACCGCGAGGCGACAUUGAAGAGUACGCUGCAGACGAGUCUUGCGGAAAUGUCGGCAGCCAACGUCACAAUGGAGGCCAAGAUGAACUCGCUCAGGUCACAGAUCGAGUUCCUCGAAUCCGAUAGCAAGGCCCAGUCCGACUCGUUUGCCGACAUGGAGGCACGACUCCAGGAGGCGCACCGCAUCGCCGACGAAGCGAAGCAGAAGCUCAUCAAGGAGGAAACGGAGCGACGCGUUCUCUUCAACAAGUAUCAGGAGCUCAAGGGAAAUAUCCGCGUCAUGUGCAGAGUCCGGCCCGUGCUCGACCCUAACGAGGGCAGCGAGGCCAAGAUCCUCUUCCCCGACGAAAAGACGUCCGCCAAGAUUGGCGUGCUCGGACCGGAGGAGAGGAGUAGCCUCGGAAACGUCACGCGUAAAGAGUACCCCUUCGAGUUCGAUCGAGUCUUUGACCCCUCCAUUAGGAACGAAGAGGUGUUUGGCGAGAUCUCGCAGCUGGUUCAGAGCGCUCUAGACGGCUACAACGUGUGCAUAUUUUGCUACGGACAGACGGGGUCGGGCAAGACGUUCACCAUGUCUUCGGGUGACGGCAUGAUCCCGCGCGCGACGCACAUGAUCUACGAAACCAUCACGCAGCUCAAGGAAAAGUCGUGGACCUACACGAUGGAGGGCUCCUUCAUCGAGGUGUACAACGAAGAGCUGCAUGACCUCUUAACGCCGGUCAACUCGCGCGAGCCCGGCAAGAAGCUCGACAUCCGCCACGACGAGGCGCGCAAGCAGACAACCGUGGUCAACUGCAAGACCGUGCGGCUCGACUCGGCCGACAAGGUCGAGGCCAUGCUCGGCGAGGCGCAGAACAACCGCACGGUGGCGGCCACGCGCGCCAACGAGCGGUCGUCGCGCUCGCACAGCGUCUUUAUCCUCAAGCUCGUGGGCGAAAACUCGGCCACGGGCGAGCGCUGCGAGGGGACCCUCAACCUCGUCGACCUGGCGGGGUCCGAACGCCUCAAACACUCGCAGGUCGAGGGCGACCGCAUGAAGGAGACGCAGAACAUCAACAAGAGCCUCUCGUGCCUCGGCGACGUCAUCGAUGCGCUAGGGAGAGGGACGGCGCAUGUCCCCUACAGGAACUCGAAGUUGACGCAUUUGUUGCAGUAUUCGUUGGGGGGCAAUUCGAAGACGUUGAUGUUUGUCAUGGUCAGUCCGUUGGAAGCGCAUUUGAAGGAGACGUUGACGAGUUUGCGGUUUGCUGCGAAGGUACAUAAUACGCAUAUUGGCACCGCUAAAGCGACGAAGAAGAUCAAGGACCGGUCUGAUUAUUAG